This is a messenger RNA of Spirodela intermedia, 716 nucleotides long. The record is from the annotation of a GenBank genome assembly. Lineage: Eukaryota; Viridiplantae; Streptophyta; Magnoliopsida; Alismatales; Araceae.
AUGAGUUGGAACGGCGACGGCAAGGAAGGAGGUUGGGGAUCGGCUACUGCCGACGGCGGCGGGGGCCCUUGCGGGGCGUGCAAGUUCCUGAGGCGCAAGUGCGUGAGCGGGUGCAUAUUCGCGCCAUACUUCGACCCUGAGGGAGGAGCGGGGCACUUCGCGGCGGUGCACCGUGUGUUCGGGGCGAGCAACGCAUCCAAGCUGCUGCAGCGCGUGCCGCCGCACCGGCGGCUCCACGCCGUACUGACGAUGUGCUACGAGGCCCACGCGCGCCUGCGGGAUCCCGUCUUCGGCUGCGUAGCCCAUGUCUUCGCUCUGCAGCAGCAGGUAGAAUUAAGCUCGACAGAGAAGGCUGACUGGUCUUGAUACUUUAUCAUCAUCAUCUUCCUCGGCACCGGAUUCACCAGUUUUCGCGACAGGUGGUAAGCUUGGAAGCCGAGCUGGGACUCGUCCAAGCGAGACUAUCCGCCGCCCGGAGCAGCAGCUGCGCCGCCAUCCUCCUUCCAAGCGGCGGCGGCGGCCAGUACACUUCUGACUCCUCCCUCUUCAACGCGACCCUUGAAGAAACCUUGCCUCGCCCAGAGCUAGAUGGCGAGAGGCACUGCGCAGGGCAGCCGGUGCAACAGCCGGAAAACGACGAGGUAGAAACCCUAGUGCAGGAAUACUUCGCCAAGUACCUGCAGGGCGCGAAGCUCCGGUGGCCAGAUUCUCUAUGA